Molecule: messenger RNA, 312 nt
Organism: Cadophora gregata
Lineage: Eukaryota; Fungi; Ascomycota; Leotiomycetes; Helotiales; Ploettnerulaceae
Exons: 2
Coding region: 1-312 (103 amino acids)
Source: RefSeq, a predicted model, not a curated record
AUGAAGCCUAGCUUACAAAGUGCAGCGCUGUUCAACGAGGCAGCAUGGUUCACGGCUGAAAGGGGAAUUCCGGUCGAAUAUAACAGAGACGGCAUUCUUUCCCAGGCGAUUCUGGACAAGAUGGAUCCUGGAUAUGACGAGAACGAGUUUACAAAAUUGCUGGCAGACAGUCACCAAUAUCAAGCUAUUGCGGGCAUAGAUACCAACGGAAAGAGGGCUCUUGAGCAUGAGAAAGCAUGGCUGGUAAUCAUGGUUGACCGUGUACAAAAAUAUUGCGAUCCAGAAGAUGCACUGAUGUUACCAAUGGUGUAA